GGCAGAGGAAAGACGCGAGUUCCGCAGGAGGCCGAGGAAGGCGGAGGAAGAGGAGGAAGGGGAGGACGAGCCAGGGGCGGAGAGCGCCGGGCGGGUUGCCCCGCAGGUCGUCUCGAACGUUCCAGAUCUCUACCACUACCUGAUGCUGCUGAUAAACUCAGGAUGGCUUUAAACUCAGGGCCCCCGCCAGGUGUCGGACCUUUCUACGAAAACCAUGGAUACCAGCCUGAAGGCCUGUACCCCCCGCGGCCCGCCGUGGUCCCCGGCGCCUACUCGGUGUAUCCGGCUCCCUACUACCCGCCCGCGGUGCCCCAGUACGCGCCGAGGGUGCUGACGCACACUUCCACGCCCAGCAGCCACACGCGGCCCAAGUCCCCGUCGGGGACAGUGUGCACCUCAAAGGCGAAGAAAGUGCUCUGUAUCACCUUCACCCUGGGGGCCGUCCUGGCGGGAGCCGUGCUGGCCGCUGUCCUGCUCUGGAAGUUCAUGGAAAACAAGUGCUUGGUGUCCGGGAUCGAGUGCGGGUCCUCGGGAACCUGCGUCAGCCCCUCUCACUGGUGUGACGGGGUCCUGCACUGCCCCAGCGGGGAGGACGAGAACCGAUGCGUGCGCCUCUACGGACCGAACUUCAUCCUCCAGGUGUAUUCGUCCCAGAGGAAGUCGUGGCACCCCGUGUGUCAGGAUGACUGGAGCGAGGGCUACGGAAGGGCCGCGUGCCAGGACAUGGGCUACCGGAAUAGUUUCUAUUCUAGCCACGGAGUAGCGGAUGACAGUGGGGCCACCAGCUUUAUGAGGGUGAACACAAGUGCUAACCAUAUGGAUCUCUAUAAGAAACUGUACCACAGUGAUGUCUGUUCGUCAAAAACCGUGGUUUCUUUACGCUGUAUAGAGUGCGGGGUCACCGCGAAGAUGGGCCGCCAGAGCCGCAUCGUGGGCGGGACCGGCGCCUCCCCGGGGGACUGGCCGUGGCAGGCCAGUCUGCACGUCCAGGGCGUCCACGUCUGCGGAGGCUCCGUCAUCAGCCCCGAGUGGAUCGUGACGGCCGCCCACUGUGUGGAGGAACCACUGAACAACCCACGGCACUGGACGGCCUUCGUGGGAAUUUUGAGGCAAUCUUUCAUGUUCUAUGGACACGGGUACCGAGUGGGAAAAGUGAUCUCCCACCCGAACUAUGAUUCCAAGACCAAGAACAAUGACAUCGCUCUUAUGAAGUUGCAGACGCCUCUGACUUUUGAUGACAAAGUGAAGCCGGUGUGCCUGCCCAACCCAGGCUUGAUGCUCGAGCCGGAACAGCCGUGUUGGAUUUCCGGGUGGGGGGCCACCCACGAGAAAGGGAAAACCUCGGACGAGCUGAACGCCGUCAUGGUGCCCCUCAUCGAGCCCUGGCGUUGCAACAGCAAGUACGUCUACAACAACCUGGUCACGCCGGCCAUGAUCUGCGCGGGCUACCUGCAGGGGACCAUCGACUCCUGCCAGGGUGACAGUGGAGGCCCCCUGGUCACCAUGAAGAGUCACAUCUGGUGGCUGAUUGGGGACACGAGCUGGGGUUCAGGCUGUGCCAAAGCCAACAGACCAGGCGUGUAUGGAAAUGUGACCAUAUUUACGGACUGGAUUUAUCGACAAAUGAGGGCAAACGGCUAAUCCGCGUGGCCUUUGUCCUCGACACCGUUCCACAAGAAAAUGAAGGGGCUGAUUUUUAACUCCCCGUGCGUGAUGUGCUGUAUUUUUAGAAAUGAUUCGAAGGUCCUUUCGUUGUUAUUAAAUAGUGUAUUUGUCUGUC
Molecule: messenger RNA, 1780 nt
Organism: Lynx canadensis (Canada lynx)
Lineage: Eukaryota; Metazoa; Chordata; Mammalia; Carnivora; Felidae
Gene: TMPRSS2
Product: transmembrane serine protease 2
Exons: 14
Coding region: 163-1641 (492 amino acids)
Biological process (GO): protein autoprocessing
Cellular component (GO): membrane
Molecular function (GO): protein binding; serine-type endopeptidase activity
Source: RefSeq, a predicted model, not a curated record